Messenger RNA from Onychostoma macrolepis, 654 nucleotides. RefSeq names its product single-pass membrane and coiled-coil domain-containing protein 3-like. NCBI's taxonomy places the organism in Eukaryota, Metazoa, Chordata, Actinopteri, Cypriniformes, Cyprinidae. Bases 1 to 654 code for a protein of 217 amino acids. The transcript has a single exon. The record is from RefSeq and is a predicted model, not a curated record.
AUGUCUUGGAGUGAUAUAUUCUACCCUGAAAAUCCUGAAAAAAGGGAGAAGAUUAUCCGCAGAAGUCAAGAGCUUAUUGAUCUGAUGAAAGACAACUUCGAAGCCACCAACAGUCUCAUUGAGAUUGUAAAUAAGCACCUGCAUUCAUCCUUCAGCCCGAUCACCCUGGACGAGAAAGCCACUCUCCAGGAGAACUGUGACGUGAUGAUUGAACGUGUGAAGCAGAUCCAAGCAAAAGUCGAGGAGGCUGACGAGGAGCUGAAGAAGAAGCUGGACCCUGCCUUGUAUGAGAAACUACAACAUAUGUCUCUCAAAGACUUAAAAUAUGUUUCAGCUGCUGUUAAAUCUGCUAUUUCAUCAGUUUGCCAGCUUCCAGCCUUAGCUUUAGUGAUGCAUCUAAAGAAAAUUAUGACAAUUCUGAUAGGCAUAACAUGCACAUGUGCUAUAUAUUCAGUAGGAAUAUUUGCCGCCGUUUUAUUUGGGUUGGCAGUUAAUGCGAUUUUUUCAGCAAUUGUAGGGCAUAUUGAGCAAGGUAAACUCAACACGGCCCUGGAAGAGUACGAGAAGGCUUUGGCAGAAUUCAGGCCAGCAUCUAAAGAAUACCAGAAGGCCAUAAACGAAAUCGGGUUUAUGCUUGAAUUCUUGAAGGAGUGA